UCAUCCUCAGUCUUCAUCUUCUUCCUUCUGUUGGAAUGAUGCGCCGCCGCCGCGUUCUGCUGCCAGUUCUACUCUUGGUGGCGACCAUCGUUGGCGCCACAAGUGCAGUGGAUACCGCUUGCAAUCUCAGCUGCGACGAUGCUACCCCUCCUGCUGGUUGCACCGUGUUUGCUCCUUCCAGCGCGACAAACCCCGCACAAGACCUCGCUGUGUCCGAAUGUUUCAUUUUCCAAUCCGGAUCGUACGUGUUUCAUCACGUCAAUGUGCUCGCGGGCGGCAUUGUCUGGUUUGAAGACGACGGCAAUGUGAUUGACUUUCGCGUGAAUGCCAUGCUGGUCGAGCAAGGCGGGCGCGUGGUCGGUGGCCGUUGGUGCAAGCCCUUCGGCUGCAACGGCGGCAAUUUGCAGAUUGGUCUGUGGGGCACCGAUCCCACAAACCAGGGCACCAACCUCGGCGUCACUGGCAUUCGCUGCCAAACGGCCGGUGGGUGCUACCCCGCCGAGCGCGUCUCCAACAAGCAGUGCUGCAACGUGUCGAGCAGCGUUAGCGAUCCGUGCAACUCGGCCGGGUCGUGCGCACUCGAAAACCAGAACGCCCUGUUUGAGGCCUAUUCCGACAACAUGUACGACGGUCCUGGCAACUCGUUUGGCCACAAGGUUCUCGCUGUCUCGUACGGUGGGUCGGUUGAGCUCUUUGGCCGAAAUGGCGUCGCUCCGAGCGACUUUGUCAACCCUGCUCUGGCCCGCCCGACAGAGUGCGAGACCCCCGCAGACCCCUUCAGCUCUGAUGCUUGGGCUCAACUGACGGGCCAAAGCUGGGUGCGCCUUGGCGUCACGGCUGCAGCUGGGCAAUCCACCAUCACCCUCGAUCGACCCGUGCGUUGGCGCCAGGGCGACAAGAUCAUUCUGACCACGACGGAUUGGUAUCCAAGCCACACGGAGACGGCGGAGCUGGCAGCCGACGUGGUCGAUUCCGCAACAGUCACGUUGGUCGCGCCGCUGGCCUACAAUCACUUUGGCUCGCUCAUCCCCAUGGACGAGCAGCUCUCGGAAAACUCCAACAACCCCAACAAGGACGCGGAUGUGCGUGCUGCGGUCGGCCUGCUGUCCCGCAGCAUCAAGGUCUACUCGCUGGGCGCAACCUCUACCGACAACUUUCCUGCUUCCUCGGCUUGUACUGUCGCCACCAACAACCCCGCGUGCUACUUUGGCGGGCACACGGUUGUGCGUCAGGGCUUUGGACGGUACCAGAUCCAAGGAGUCGAGUUUCACCAGCUCGGCCAAGGUGGUCGGAUGGGUCACUAUCCAGUCCAUAUUCAUCUCGCCAAGCAGGUGUACUACACGAACGUGUUUGUCAAGGACUCGUCGUCGUGGGAUUCGAUGACUCGAUUCUUCACAGUGCAUGCCUCCAGCGGGGUGACGCUGGCUCGCAACGUCGGCUACCUGUCUGUCGGCCAUGGCUACUACUUUGAAGACGGAUCUGAAAUCAACAAUCUUGUGUGCCACAACCUGGCCGCAACCAUCCGCGUGCCUCUCAAGGACUAUCUGGCGACGCAGCAGCCCACGUCGCCGACAGCUCGCGCCGUUCCGGGCAUUGUCCCGUCAGUUCAGGGUCUCAGCGGGAUUCUUGGCGGUGACGAGUACAUGCCUGUUGGCUUUUGGUUUAUGAACAUGUGGAAUGACGUCGUGGGCAACAUGGUCUCUGGCGUUCUCGGCUGGGGUAGUUGCUUUUGGCUCUUGGGCUCGUCGUUGAGCGGCCCGAGUCGCCAAAUGAAAUGGACCUUCAAGACUGGCACCGACGAGGACUAUGCCAACUGGCUCUCGUCCGUCCCACGCAUUGCCCCCAUCAAGCGCUUCCGAGGAUGCAGUUGCUCCACUGCCCCGCUGGCAUUGCAGACUGCGAUUGACAUUUAUCCGUCGAAGGUGGGCCUGACUGGGUUUGGCGGUCCGGGCCCGUAUGGCAAGAAUGUGGUCAUCAACCCUUACACCAUCACUGUCGACAUGCUGCCGAUCGUGACGCAAAACUUUGUGCCCACCAAAAUCAACAGCGACUUUGCCUACUACCAGACAAACGACGCAGUGGUGUGCUCUCGUGGCAUCCAGCUCAACACCUACCCACCCACUGCCGCCACGGACAACUACAAGCUGAAUGCAGGCCUUUGCUCGACGGCCGUUAUUGACCGUUUCCGCACGUCGUACAACUGGCCCGAGGUGAACUUUGGAUCCAUCUGGCUGCGCGGCUACUGGUUUUUGUUCUCCAACAGUCUGGUGACUGAUCAGGUGUUUGGUGGCCUGGGCUUUGUGACUGGCGGCAGCUGGCUGGAUGCUGUGCCUGGAUUGUGGAUGCUGGCGUACAACAACAUUUUCAUUGGUGCCACUCAACCAGAGAGCGCGACGGCUGGCCGCGCCGGGCCAUCGUUCCCCGAAAGCGACUGUCUGCUCAACACCAAGCUCUGUCCGUUCAAGGCUGAGGGUGUUGCAUACGCCCUGGCUGGUUUCCAGCCUUCGCGGCUGAUUACCAUUUACGACGGCCCCUUCUUUGCAGACGGCAACAUUUUCAUGGCGGCCAAGAACUUUACCUGCGACCCCUCCGAGAAGUCCUCAUCGUGUGGCAUCUACCGCAUGACCACCCAACCCGUGGCAGCGACUGGCAACAAGCAAAUGAACGUCAUCAACGCUGGCAUUGGCUGGAAGCAGCCCAACGGUUUCUACUAUCCUCCGGCCUUCGCCUUCCGCCGUAGUGCGUUUGAUGAGGAGAGCAUGCGUCAUAACGUCCUCGACAUUACGGCCGAGUACAUUACUGCGAGUCCUCAACAGCCGCCGACGAUCUCUGCAGGCCUUGGUGUCACUCCGAUUGACGCAUCCACCAUUCUGGUUGAUGUGGACGGCUCGUUGACGGGUGUAACCUCCAGCAUCACCGGCCGCUCGUCGUCCGUGAGCGAAAACACCUUUUACCUUGCACCGACCACAAUCGCCGAAUGCAAGUCGUUUGGUGUCAACACGGUGCCCAACGACAUGCUGACCUCCGUCAUCACCAUGGCAGCCCGCUCCACCAUGCACCCCGCUUGGUUUAAAGUGGUAUCUGACUGGUCCAUUGUGAAUGGUACCGCAUCGACCAACUAUACGCAAGUCCCGCUGUACCGGCAGUUCCUGCUGCCGACCGACCGGCCGUGCUCUGGCGACCUGUGCGAGAGUGUGGACUCGACCAACAACAUGUUCAGCUGCACCAAUGGCAUGAUGAUGGCCGGGUCUCUUGUGUGGUCCGCGCCUGCGCUGACCAUGAGCGACAUGACCUACUUUAUCGACACGCACCGCCAAAGCUUGACUGGCCCCAACUGUAAAGACUUUAACUUUAUCCGCGGCAAGGACAUGUUUGUUCCGUCUGAUUCGUACGUCCUGUACCAGCUCUAUCCUCAACGCACCAGCAAGGUCACCUACCAAAUCUACGUCGGCACGAGUUUCAACUUGGCCACGGACGGCCACUUUGCCCGCAUUUACCCGACCUACAACAUUGACGGGAACAGCCGCGCGCAGCCCAUUAUUCCGGUCGCGCUGCCUGGCGUUCCCACACUGGAGAAUGGUGUCUUGACCGUCACUCUUGACAACGCCUGGAUUGCGGACGACUUUGACAUUGAGGUCAACGAGGACUAUGUGCGCUGCCUGCCGCGCGACGUGUGCGACUGGGAUUCGGCCAAUAGCACUUGCAAGGUGGCCGAUUCCGUGACGGAUCCGCAGCUCCGCGACACGUACGAAACGGUGUGCCGAUACUGGGCCACGCGGGCCAGCGGGAACUCGGCCGAAACCGGCGACGGCCUUGUCGACUGCCCGGCCGGUGGCUGUUUGGCGUAUGUCUUUACGCUGCCGAGCGACUUUGUGUCCCGCCCGUACGCUGAGGUGGGAGCUCCUCUCGCGCGCCCGUUCGCGUGCACUGCAGAGUUUGCCGCGUUCAACGCCUCGCUUGUUCUUGCGGACAUUCCUGGAAACACUUGCCAGGCCACGGCUUCCAACUUGUGCCGAACGCCCAAACCACCACGCCUUGGUGGUGUGUUGCUGCCCAACCCGGACGCUUGCUCGUUGAAUGAAACGGUUUACACUUGCGAUUGCACGCACGCUGCCUCUGACGUUGUGCACUUGUCGACGUUCUCGGGCUCUGGGUGCACCACUCUGUCUAUUUCUGGAUGUCGCAUCCGCAGCUCCAAGAAUGCCCUGUCGACACUGGCGCUCGAAGAGCUGACGAUUCAAGAGUCGCUCUGGUUGAGCGGGCCUGCUGAGCCAAGCGACCUUGGUCUCGGCGCAUCGGUUGUUCGUCUGACAUACAACGGACUUGAAGGCAUCACGACCUUGGGCGCUUUCGGCUUCCAUACGCUGACCAAUCUUGAAGAACUAAGUCUGAAUGCGCUGUACGACCUGGAAUCGGUGGAUUACAAUGCUUUCGAGGGCUUGACUUCGCUUAUUUACUUCGAGAUGAUGUGGAACACGAAUCUCGAGCGCAUUCCAGGCAAGGUCUUCCAACCUCUUCAAUCCACGAUCGAGUCAAUUGACUUGCAGGGCUGUGGCUUGACACGGGUACCCGGCCUGCUGUUUGCGAAUCUCAAAAAACUCGAGUACAUUGGACUAAACCACAACCAAUUGACGACCUUGCCCGUUGGUCUCUUCCAUAUUCCCUGUGGCGCGCUGCUCGGGGAAGGCGUUGUGAUUUCUGGCAACCCAUUCGAGGGUGACGUCCCCGGCACCUACGACACGGACGAAGUGAUUGACUUGGCAUGCGACGCUACUUGCCUUCGAGACUGCUUUGACUCGGCGUCGCAGUGCUGCGAUGCCUCGUGCCGCACAUGCAGUGGCUCUGCCACGUACUGCACCUCGUGCAUGAGUGGCGAGGCUCCAAUUGAUGGUGCUUGCACAACUCUUGCAGCGCCGCCCGCCGAGGAUUUGGCCCUCUUCAGUGAGGGUCAGCUUUCUCAUGUGCACACUGCUUCCUACUUUGCCGGCUUUGCGGAUUGCUGGGUGCAGUACAAGGCAAACUCGUACGCUGAGGGUUAUCGCUUUGAUGAUCAACUGUGCUGCCGCAGGCUCGGUCGUCUCGACGGUCUGGGCAACUGCAAUCUGGGCUGCGAUGCUACGCCCACGACCGACUUUGUUAUUGUGGCUCCGGUCUCGAGCACAGAUGCUGGUGCGCGAUGCUACGGCCACUGCGCUUACCUGUAGUGGACCGUCCGUGGCCUUGGAUGUUUUUGAGUUCAUGUUGCUCUUUGGGGGUAUGCUCCGUGUUGGACUUGUUGUUUUGUUUUAAGCUUCUUCCUACAUUGCUUGCGCUGCAUUGAUUGUGUUGUCGUGUUCAAAGUGUUCCCCCCAAAAUUGUCACACCAAUGAUUGUUUCAAAAGUCAAACAAUUUCGUGCAA
Molecule: messenger RNA, 5399 nt
Organism: Capsaspora owczarzaki ATCC 30864
Lineage: Eukaryota; Filasterea; Ministeriida; Capsasporidae
Exons: 6
Coding region: 36-5204 (1722 amino acids)
Source: RefSeq, a predicted model, not a curated record